AUGGCUGGAGGAAAUUGUACGGCAGUGACCGAGUUCAUUCUCACAAGUGUGACAGAUCAUCCAGAGCUGCAGGUCCCCCUCUUUGUGGUGUUCCUAGUGAUCUAUGUUAUCACCCUGGUGUGGAAUCUGGGGAUGAUGGUUUUAAUCAGGAUCGACCCCCAACUUCACACCCCCAUGUACUUCUUUCUCAAGAAUUUGUCUCUCGUGGAUGUCUGUUACUCCACAGUCAUCACUCCCAAGAUGCUGAUGGAGCUUCUUAGCCGAGAGAAAGCUAUUUCCUAUACAGCGUGCAUCAUUCAAUAUUUUAGCUUCAUAUUGUUUGCCAUCUCUGAGUGCCUUCUGCUGGCAGUAAUGGCAUAUGACCGUUAUGUAGCCAUCUGUAACCCACUGCUGUAUAUGGUCAUCAUGUCGCCAAAGCAUUGCCUGCUGCUGGUGGCUGGUUCAUAUCUAUGGGCCUUCCUGAACUCCGUGACACACACGAGCGGUUUGUUAAGAUUAUCCUAUUGCAACUCCAAUAUCCUGAAUCAUUUUUUCUGUGAUAUCAACCCACUUCUAAAGCUCUCCUCUUCUGGCACCUCUAUCAAUCAGCUGCUUGUUUUCCUCUUUGGCAGUCUGAUUGAGGUGAUCAGCACUGUGACCAUCCUCAUCUCAUACAUCUUCGUUAUUGUGACUGUGCUGCAGAUCCGCUCCACCGAGGGCAGGCACCAAGCCUUCUACACCUGCACCUCCCACCUGAUGGCUGUCUCCAUGUCCCAUGGGACAAUUCUCUUCAUGUAUUUCCGACCCAGCGCCAGCUACUCGUUGGACACAGACAAAAUGGCCUCCGUGUUCUACACAGUGGUGAUCCCCAUGCUGAACCCCCUCAUCUACAGCUUGAGGAACAAGGAUGUGAAGGACUCCCUGAGGAGAGCAAUAGAGACAAAAUUGAGGGCCCAUUUUUCCCCAAAGGGUGUCAGAAUAGGACAACCAAAUCCUUCAAUGACUUCUCUGCACACAUAG
Messenger RNA from Gopherus flavomarginatus (Mexican gopher tortoise), 999 nucleotides. Its product is annotated as olfactory receptor-like protein COR4. Gene Ontology annotation, cellular component: membrane. The record is from RefSeq and is a predicted model, not a curated record. Gene Ontology annotation, biological process: sensory perception of smell; G protein-coupled receptor signaling pathway. Gene Ontology annotation, molecular function: G protein-coupled receptor activity; odorant binding; olfactory receptor activity. NCBI's taxonomy places the organism in Eukaryota, Metazoa, Chordata, Testudines, Testudinidae.